Messenger RNA from Lichtheimia ornata, 1998 nucleotides. RefSeq lists its product as uncharacterized. Lineage: Eukaryota; Fungi; Mucoromycota; Mucoromycetes; Mucorales; Lichtheimiaceae. The coding region runs from base 1 to 1998 and encodes 665 amino acids. The transcript has 2 exons. The record is from RefSeq and is a predicted model, not a curated record.
AUGAAUCUUGCGUUUUGGAACGACCUCUGUCAAAAACCCACGUUACCAGCUUCCAGUGAAAAAUAUGCACAGCUUGUUUACGAUUCUACAACACAAUUACAACAAUGCUUCGACUCCAUCUUGUCAGCCUUGAAUCUACGCGACAUGGGCUUGACAAAGUGUGCCAACUACGAAUCGGCUGUUCGCGAUGCCCAACUUUUGCAACGCAUGUCACCAUCUUCACCCCUUGGGUAUAUACGGGAAGCCGAAGUUUACAUCCAGCAAGGAAAACCACACCGCGUCAUUAUUAUCUGCAGCCAAGGGCUCGGUGCUGUUGAUAAAAAGGAUGCACACUAUGCGACAUUGCAGCGUACAAGAGAGGAUGCUGAGCAACGCGAAAUCAAACGCAUUGACUUUAUCAGCAAACUUCCUGUCGACAUUGUCAUGACAACGCUCCUACCGUUAAUCAUUCCCAGUUGUCCUCUGGAGGCAUGGGUACCUCAACCGGAGCUGAAUGUGUCUAUUGGAUGGCGUGAACGCUUCGCUCAAUGCUUUGGUGGAUUGCAAUUUAUAAUCGAUGAUGCUUAUUACGAAGGAUGCCCACAAGUUGCUCGGCUUUCUCAAUACACCAAGACAUUGAAGAUCGCUUAUUAUUCAGGAGAAGCAUGGUUGAGUGAUUUAUUACUUGGAAAUAACUUUGGCUCAUUAAGGGAGCUAUGUAUUUAUCAGUAUAGAAAUCCACAAGAUGGCUACUUUUUGUCAGCAUUAAAGUCGAUCAGCACCACGUUGACGGAUCUAUUUAUCUCCCUUCACACCGAGGAUGGCGUAUUAUCGAUAGCCGACAUUGUCUCCACUUGCCCCAAUUUGAGUACAUUACGAGUGAUGGGAUUCCAUGGAGUUGACUUGAGUUCUCUUCCUACGACACCGAUGCCGAAGAUGACACUAUUAUCGAUUACCUUGACAAGAGAUGUUAUCAGCAAGGAGGAGGUGGUUGGGAUUAUGGAACGUUUUCCAUCGCUCAAGAAACUCAUACUCUCGCCGUGCAUUGAUCUACAAUCUGCAUUUGUGGUCCCAAAGUAUUGUCCAUCAUUGCACGACCUUCGGAUUAACGUUUACAAUGAAGAAAGAAAGGCCGAGCUUACGUAUGCGGAUAACGGGCAGCCAUACGGAAGGCCUGGAAUUACGGAUCUUUGUAUGGGCAACUACGCAUGGCAUCAUUUCAAUCAACACGAGAUCGCAGCCCUCUUGAAGGAUUAUUCGAGUACACUCAAUCGCAUGAAAUGGUAUAUGCCAUUGGACAACUACAACGACAACGAGAUCACUGCUAUCGAAUACCCUUGCCUUACGAAGCUUGUGAUUGAAUCUGCUGGUUGGUGGCUACCACCCAAUGCUCCCAUGCUUGAGGACCUGACGAUAACAUCCAGGGCCAUAUGCUCAAAUCAUACAGUGCUUGAUACGAUCCCACCCAAAUUGAAAAAGUUGACACUCCUCCUUUCCCGUGGAAGCAGUCCUGACAACAUGGCGCCCAUCAUACGAUAUCUCGGUCGCUUUUCCCAUCAUUCCCAUUUGAAAGAGCUUGUUGUCCGGUUCGAUAGCAUGGAACAAAUGCAUCAAGGGCUCCCUAUUAUCUCCCGUUUGAAUCAGCUUGAGCGUUUGACAAUCUUGGACUAUAUGUGGGAUUACCCGACAACGAUCCUUGAAGAGCUUGUGAAUGGUUGCCCCCAGUUGAUAUAUCUUGAUAUCGGAUUAGGAAGGCCACCAACCACACAUGCGAUCAAUAUUUUGAAACGCCUUCAAUAUUUACAACACUUUACGGUUUCAAUUAAUGGCAUCAUGUACCAUGGUGACUUUUUGGCCGCCUUGCACACAUUUUCACAGCUAAAGUGUAUUCGAAUUCGCCCUCAGCAUCGCCUCAACAAAGUAAACAAGGAUGCAAUUGGCCGUCUCAUGAUGCACCGACCUGAUUUGGAAGUUAUAGUUGUCGACAGAAUGCUGCAGGAAUUCACUAACCUAUUAUAA